Lagopus muta (rock ptarmigan) is the source of this 1356-nucleotide messenger RNA. Its product is annotated as transmembrane protein 198-like. Lineage: Eukaryota; Metazoa; Chordata; Aves; Galliformes; Phasianidae. Gene Ontology annotation, cellular component: plasma membrane; vesicle membrane. The record is from RefSeq and is a predicted model, not a curated record.
AUGUUCUCAGAGCCCCCCCGUUCCCCCCGGCCCCUCCCGCCCUCCUCCGAUUCCCCGCCCCAGAUGUGGCCCCGCCGCCAGAUGCGCGAAUGGGGGGAGCGGAGCGGGGCUCCCUCUGGGCGCUUCCACCGCCCCCAGCACAGCCUACCCCCGCCCGCCCCCCCUCCCCGGCCCGGGAUGGAGCCCGGAGCCCCCGCGGAGCCGCGUUGCCGCCUGGAGCCAUGGCUGCACUAUGAGCCCGGUCCGGCGGUCCUCUGCACCCUUGGCUGCGUCCUCGGCCUUCUCUAUGGCUGCGUUGGCCAUCGCUGCUUCAAAGCCAUCAUGUUCACCUCGGGGCUGCUCCUGGGCUCCAGCACCAUCUUCCUGCUGUGCUACAAGGAGCGCGUGUUGGAGACACGGCUGAGCCUGGAGGUGAGCGCAGGCAUCGCGUUGGCCAUCGGCUCGCUCUGCGGGUUGGUCACCGCUCUGCUGCGCAGCGUUGGGCUCUUCUCCACCGGGCUGCUGCUGGGGCUGCUGCUGGCCGUGGCCGUGCUGGCAGCUGCUGCGCCACUGGUGCCACCGCUGAGCCCGUGGGUGCUGGUGGGGGUCCUGCUGGGCCCGGCGUUGCUCUGCGCCCUGCUGGCCCUGCGGUGGCCCAAAGCGCUGACCACGUUGGCCACUGCCGUCCUCGGCGCUGCCGUGGUGGCAGUGUGUGUGGAUUAUUUUGUGGAGGGGUUUGCUUUGGUGCUCCACGUCUCCGAGAGGCUGCGGAUGGCGGCGGUGGGGCAGCUCUGCUGGUACAGCUGGGUCGUGCUGGGGCUUUGGCCGGUGCUCAGCCUGCUUGGUGUCCUGCUGCAGCAACGGAAGCCAAAUGCCAGCAGAACCGAACCCCCUCCAAGUGCAGCCACCGCCACCAGCCUGCCCCAGUGACACACAGUUUGUGCAACGCGUUGGCCUCGAGCUCGUGGGACCAGCAGCUGGAGAACGCAGCCCCCCGGACCCGGCUGGGACCCUCAGUGAUGGCUGUGGCUCCGCUGUUUCCUUCGCCACCCCGGUGCCUCCAGGCCACCUCUGAGAGGCCCCUGUCCCCCCCCCCACGCCUGCCCUUUUAAGCAGGCAAAUAAUAACAGGGCAUCCUCGUAGAGUAAAUGGGAGCUCCUGCCCCACAAGCAGCCCCACAUCCACUGCGACCCCCUGCACCCUGUCAGCUCCAGAGAGGUUCAGCUCCACUCUCCCACCAGUGCAAGGAAAGACUUCAUAGCAAAUAACUCCCCACAGCUAUUUCUGUAGGACCCACACAGCGCUGUGCACGCACUGCUGUACCUGAGCUACAGUGUUCUGAAUGCCUCCAGCUGCCCCUAGCUCCCCUCUCUGACU